This is a messenger RNA of Tachyglossus aculeatus (Australian echidna), 5598 nucleotides long. It is a transcript of the gene SLF2, whose product is annotated as SMC5-SMC6 complex localization factor 2. The coding region runs from base 99 to 3665 and encodes 1188 amino acids. NCBI's taxonomy places the organism in Eukaryota, Metazoa, Chordata, Mammalia, Monotremata, Tachyglossidae. The transcript has 20 exons. The record is from RefSeq and is a predicted model, not a curated record. Gene Ontology annotation, biological process: protein localization to site of double-strand break; positive regulation of double-strand break repair; DNA damage response. Gene Ontology annotation, cellular component: nucleus; site of double-strand break.
AGAGGGAGGCGUCGGCCGUGGCCGCCGCCGCCGUUGCCUCGGCAGCCGGCCGGAGUCCGAGCGGCAAGACGGCUAGUCCGAGCCCGGCCGCCGGAGCCAUGACGAGGCACUGCUUGCCCGCGCGGCCCGGCUCCUCCUCGGGGCCGCCGCCGCCUCACUACCAUUUUCGGCUGGCGCCGCUGCCGUUUCCGGCCCCGGCCGUCGGGGUGACAGGACGGGAACGCUCCGGGGACAGAAAUCAGUCCAUUACAGAUUUCUUCAAACCAGUUCCAAAGCAAGAUAGACUGGUGUUGGGUUCUACACAGGGAACUGAAGUGAAAUAUGGGGAAGCUGAGAGACCACUCACCAGCACUGAAAAGUUUGGAAAGAAAACCUCCACAGCCAAAAAAAAAAAAUGGAGAAAGAUACCUAUUUCCUCACCAACCAAGAGUCCCAUAAUAGAGGCUUUUAUGAAAGGCAUUAAAGAGCAGGAAGAUUGCGCCGAUAUAUCUAAGGCUGAUAGGCUCAGUGCAGCACUGAACACCAAAUAUCCGAAGGUGGUGGUUCGAAAACUCUUUAUUUCCACUGGAUCGUCAUACCAUUGUUUGACAGGAAAAGAAAUUGAGGAACUUAAGAAGCAAGAAAAGGCCACAACUCAAGGGAGACCAUCACAUGGUCUUGAAAAAAAUAGGGAGAAGAUGUCCGAAUGUAUCGAUCAAGACCAGACUAAUGCAGGCACCAGAAAAUGGAUCUCAGCUCCGAGUGACAUCUUAAAACAUAAUUGCAAAACAAUUGCCAAUGGGAGCAACUUGCCCAUGUGCCAGCAAGCAGCAGAGUGUUCAAAGAGAGAGCAACAUAGCCAAGAGGAAACAGGUUUUCAGUCCCAAAAACACAGUAGCCAGAAAGGGAAAAUAAAGAAACAGAAGCAGACUAAAAACAAAACAACCAGCUCAGAAAAGACCUUCUCAGACACAAGGAACAUUUCCAAUCAGGAAAAUGGAUCUCCCUCCAAGAUAAGGUCACACUCUGCUUCGCCGGAAGCCGGCUCAGAACGGUCGUCCGAUAAACCUGCAUUUGGUCAGGAAGACCAGCUCCUUGCAGCAACCUGCCCGAAUUUGAAACUUUCAGCAGAGUGCUCUGAGCAGAAAGCCUUUCCUGGAAAACGAAAAAGGAACUCUGUGGACAGGGAUCUAAAGAGCAUAAGUAAAUCUGUGAAACAAAAAGCAUGUGAACCCUCUCUUAGACCACAGACUGGACAUCAGAAUGGAAAGUGGGCUCUUGUAGAGCACAAAGGCCCAGAGAGUCCCAUGGCCUUGGAGGAGGGUGUUCUCCCCUUCAGAAAAGACUCUCAGGAUGACCACUUGGAUAGAGAAGAUAACUUCUCUGCAGACUUAUCACCGCUUCCCAGAAAUGAUGAUCAGAUCCACGUUGGAAAUUCCAAAAAAGAUCAGUUGGAAUCCGACUUGCUCUGCCCUUGUCAGCAGUCCACUGAAGCUCGACAAGACUCUGGAUCUGAAGUAACUGAUGGCCUUGAGGAAGCUCCAACUUGCCCAAGCUCUGUGAAUUUAAAAGAGAUCAAACGCCCUCCUUCUCCCUGUGACUCGAACUCUACGUGCUCUCCGGUAUCAGACAGUCAAAGUUAUGUUGCCUCACCCUCUAAGAAAGAUAGAGAGUGUGCGUUAUCCAAAGGAAGGAGUGAUUUGUAUUUUCCAGAUUUUUCCCAAACAGCAAAAUGGAGUCCAGAGGAAUACAAACAAAGGCCUUGCAGUGCUGGCACUGAUCCCUCUUCUGAGGACACGUCUCGAGAAUCUUUAUCUUCACACAGUAGUAGGCAGGCAAAGAGAUCAUCAGUGCCUUGUGUGGAAAAUUCGUCGUGCAGUAGCCCAAGCAUUUCAGGGCCUUCAAAGGUAGGGAAUUUGGAAAAAUCUAGUGGAAACAGAGAUGCACUGAGUAGAAAACUAAAGAGCAGUUUUGAUAGUGAGGAUGAAAAUGUUAUUUGCAACCUGGACAGCAAUGAGGAAGAAGAAGUUUUGGAACCCGCAAAUGAAAUCUUGUCUUUGAAAGCCAAUCCACCUCCUGCAGACCGAGAAGAAGCUCCUGUCCUUUCCCAAGAGGUCAAAACUCCAUCACUGACAUCAAGCUUCCCUAUCAUGACUUAUGAGAACAGUUUAGAGCGGCUACUGAAGGAGAAGGAAGAAUUGCAAAGGUUAGAUGACCUGGAGAAGCAGCUUGAAGAAGAUAUUAGACAAGAAUGUGAGGUAAAAUCCAUAAUUAAGACUGAAGAGGAAGAAAGUGCCGACGAAGAUGGUGAUCUCUCAGAUGAGCACAGGGAGUUCAUAAAGAAGUUUUCCAUCACUGUUGACGUCAUACCUGAUUACCAUCCUGGCGAAGAAAUAUUCCACUUGCUGAACUCUGGAAAACUCUUCAGUCAGUAUACUCUGGACUUAAGGAAUUCAGGUUUUACCCCACAGAAUGCCGUAGAAAAUCUCAUCUUUAGUUCUGGAAAAACCCAGCAAAUUUUCUUAACAACCCAAGGCUUUCUCAGCAGUGCAUGUCACUAUAAGCAGUGCCCGGUACCUAUUUUAAAGUGGUUGUUUCAGAUGAUGUCCGUUCAUACAGACUUCAUUGUUUCCAUACAGAUUUUAAAUACAUUGAUGGAAAUUACAAUUAGAAAUGACUCCACCAGUAGUCCAUCAUUUUGGCCUUGGAUCCCAUCACUGUCGGACAUAGCUACAGUGUUUGUCAACAUGGGAGUCGGUUUUAAAUCCUUAUUUCCGCUGCAGAAUCUUCAGCCUGACUUUAGUGAAGAUGACAUUUUUUCUGAAAUACAAAUGACUUCAGAGAAAGAAAGCAGUGGAGAUUCCAGUGCAGAGCCCAUUUUUACAUGUCUCCCCGAAAACAACAUAGUUAACGUGGUUAAGUUUUUAGGCUUGUGUACGGCUAUAUAUCCAGGAGGCUACGAGGAUCAAGAAAUACUCCUGUUGCUCAUCCUGUUGUUUAAAAUGAGUCUGGAAAAGCAGCUAAAGCAGAUUCCGUUAGUGGACUUCCAGAGCCUCCUGCUAAACUUAUUGAAAAACAUUAGAGAUUGGAAGGCAAAGAUGCCUGAACUUUGCCUGGCCGUAAGCAAACUUUCCAGUCAUCACCAUAAUCUUCUGUGGUUGGUGCAGUUGAUCCCCAGCUGGACAGCACGAGGAAGGCAAGUGAGACAACAUCUUAGCCUAGUGAUCAUCUCAGAGUUUCUUGGUACGAAGCAUGAAGAGAUCCCAAAUGCCAGUGACCUUCAGAUGUCUCUCCUCUGCCAGUACCUUGUUAAGAUGAAGCCUUCUAACUUGUUAAAGAAGAUGAUAGCAGAGAGAAGAGCGGAACAGCAAGAUGACCUUAUCGAAGAGUCUCUACACGUAAAACUUGAACAACAGGCAUAUUACCUGACAUAUGUACUGCUCCAUCUAGUCAACGAAGUUACUUGUUCUCAUGCUUUUUCUUCCCCACAAAGGAAAUACUUACUGCAGCUCUGUGGUUCCCUGGAAAAGCAUGUUAAAUGUGAUAUUAGGGAAGAUGCAAGGCUUUUCUACAGAACUAAGGUAAAAGAUUUAGUUGCUAGGAUACAUGGAAAAUGGCAAGAUCUCAUCCAGAACUCUCAACCUAUUCAGGGAAAACUGUAUGACUUCUGGGUGCCGGAUUCUUAACAGGAGCUGGAGCAACUCAAAUGGUAAACUGUGAGGAAGGGAACAAACACCUCCCCUGGAAACCCAGGAAAUAAAGGAAUGAAAAUGUUUAACAAGCCAAAUGGCUAGGCCUUGGCGGGGAAUAGAAACCCAACUGCUCCACUUGAAUCUCAGUUUCUGGAUGAGGUCGGUAAUGAAGAACCGCUUCUUUCUGGAGCCGAUCUAAAAUGCGGAUGGAUCUAAUUUUGAAGACGGUCAGUCCUGCUAAAGAAGCAAAAUCGGGCCAUACUAGCCUUGCCAUGAUUCAAUUGUGUGUGAGGACUGGGUGGUUUUUCCUUAACUUGUAGCUAGUCAGAAAGCUGGGUGUAACCAAAUUCCAUAUGCCACCUCCUCUCCAAAGAGAAAACAAUUGCUGCCGAUGAAUCCCCAGGGGCUCCAGCUUUGGGAAAGGAAGGCCGUGGUCCCAUUGGAUGAAGUCCUGAGAGUCCCACAAAACGGAAGGGGUUUUCUUUUAGACAUGACCUUUUUUUUGUCCCCUUUGAAAAAGCGUGUACUGGAAAGGGAAACGCGAUCGUUUUUUGAACAGAAAAUGCAGAAGCAUAGAAUUUGGGUGGGGAUUAUAGGAUCUUAUUACAGAAGAGGAAGGUCUGCAACUUGAGGGACUCCUUUUGGGGAUCGAAACACCGCCUUUUGGGGAUCGAAACACCGACAUGCCUACUUCAGCCAGUACAGUCCUCGAGUAGUUUGUGCCAUUCUGCGUGGGCCAGAACCUUUAGGGAGAGUCUCUAGAUGCCUGCCUUUUCCAAGCCUGUUCCAAAAGGAAAUCCAGAGAGCACUCUCUCUCUGCUCAUCAGAGAAAUUUCACUGCCACUGACAGAGCUGCAGGGGGGCUCUUAAUCUGCUGAUGGACCCUUUGUGUACUGGAAAACAAGCCACUGCCGGCGAAAAACCUCCCCACCAGAAAAAGCUCUUUCGGGAAUAAUUGGAGACCUAUCGCCCCUUAGAUCUACAUGCUGAGUUUGUGUUUGACUUGGCCGACUCAGGGGUUAUUUCCAGGUUUUGUAAGUGACGGGAUUUUGAAGAUCUUUUGCUAGCUGAGCAGAAAAAUUGUUUUUCCCUCUGAUUGCUCAAUUUUACACCAGCUUAUCUUUUCAAUAUUGGCUCAUGUGAUGGGGCAACAUUCUCAGUACUAAAACGCAAGCAAAAUGAGAGAAUGGGGAGAAAUGGUGGAAUCUUAAAGUUUGGAAAAAAAAAAGUUUAAAGAAAGGGAUGAUGGGUAAAUGUACUCCAUCUGGAACUUGCCAUUGAAGUUAGGCAACUUCUCAUUUCAUGCUUUGAGCAAUUUAAUCAGGAUAAGAUUGGGAUUCAGCAUGCUGGCAGAAGAGGCACAUACAUGAUCUGCCAGGAGGCAUAUUCAUAUUUGGAUGUAACCAUUUUCUGUAUUUCCCCUAUCAGCAGUGAUCCUCCAACAUCAAUCACUAACUACCUGGUAAGGGUAUGGCUACAAAAUAGCACUGAUUGGGUAAGAAUUGAAGUGAUUAGUUUGGCAGAGGAUUGCCUUCUCUGAUCUCUGUCCUGUUGUGGAGGCAUCCUAGAUCUUCUGUUCACUCUUGGUUCAGUACUCUGUGGAUUAGUAUUGCCGUUGGUGUCAUUUUAUGUGUCAGCAUUCUCCUUUCAACUGAUUGUGUGAACCAAUUAUAGUGGUGUUGAAUAUACUGCUUUUAUUUACUGUAAUUAGACUGUAAAUAUUUUCUAAUUAUGUACAUUAAAGGGGUGGGAUUGUUGAGGAGGUGGGUUUAUUUUAUAAAUAGACCUUUUGUACUGCAGUUUUAAUAUGGACAAACGGCUACGUUUCUAAUUAAAGAACCACUUUGGUAUGUCUUUUAUGACACCAGUGGGGAAGAAAAUGAUUUUUUAUAAGUUCUCUCUAAUAAAAAAGAAUCUUAUAUGUGCA